AUGCUCGGCCCUGACCAACCUGUUCCUUUUGUUCAGAGUGACACCGACCUUGUUCUUCGUGGAGCUGCAGGCAAUGAACUGCGCACACAAAAUCCAUUAAUAUACUCUGACCCCGAACUGCAAUUAGGACCAACAACAAGCCAAAAUCAUGAGACAUCGGUACCAGAAAUGGCUCAAGAUGCUCAGGGCUUAUCCGACCAAUCAGUGCAUGAGGAUAGCCCUCACGGCGGUCAAUCGACGCUCACAGUACCAACGAACAACAUACGUCUAAAAAGCGAUCUGGAAAUACGACACCAACACUACCAGAAACAAAAACAAUACGCUGAGCAAAAACGGCAACGGCGGCUUACCGACAUCGAUUUCGAAGGUAUUCUCAACAUCAUUGGCGGAUGUUCAAAUUGGCAAGUGUUGGUGUAUAUGAUGAUUUCUGUUCAACAAAUACCUCAUGCAAUGUUUAAUCUCAGUGUCGUUUACAUGAUGUACCAACCAGAUCAUUGGUGCAAGAUACCUUUCUUCAACGCGGAGGUCUUCUCCGAAGCCAACACUACCUCAUACACAUGGGAGGACGUGCUCAAUUCUCAGAUAGCUUUUCCUACGGUGAAAAACAAGCAGCGCGGCGAUAUGGAUUGGCAUGACCAGUGCCAUUACUACGGACGAGAUUACGUACACCUCAAAAACCUUCCGUUAUCACAGGCUUCAAAUUACACCACCGUCGAUGCUCCAAUACUAAGAUGUGAGCAGUGGGAGUAUGACCAAUCCGUGAUGGAGAAAACAGUUGUAACUGAAUGGAAUCGCGUCUGCGACAAUAAUUGGAGCCGGGCGCACGUACACAUGAGUUACUCCCUUGGCUACCUUGUUGGAGGAUUGCUAGGCGGAUUCGUUAGUGAUAGAUAUGGCAGAAAGACUGCAAUCUAUGGUUUCGGGAUUCUUUCCAUGAUAUUCGGGUUUCUACUAGGCUAUUCGCGUGAAUUCGAAAUAUUCCUAGUCGUCAGAUUUUUGCUAGCAGUCAGCAACGAAGCCGCCGAUUUAGCCGCCUACGUUCUUUGCAUGGAAAUUACAGGGGUAAAAUACCGUUCUAUUGUUGGCAGCCUUCUUCAAGCUCCAUGGGCUCUUGGUUACGCUUUCCUCGCGCUGAUCGCGUACCUCACAAAAUCGUGGACAACGAUACAUAUGAUAACAGUCGGACUGCAUUGCGUCGCUCUAGUGUUUAUACACUUCUUGCCUGAGUCUCCACGUUGGCUCAUCUUGAUGAAUAGGGUCGAAGACGCAGAGAAAAUUAUACGGAAAGCCUGCAAAAACAAUAACAGUCGUCUGCCAAGUGAUCUUGGUUUGGUACGUCACGCUGAGAAAAGAAAAUGGAUGAAGAAGAACGAACGUCCCCAUUAUUUCCACCUCUUCCGCGCCGCAGAAUUGCGAGUUCGGAACAUCAUGCUUUUCAUAAUUUGGAUAGCUACAGCUCUUGUGUACUAUGGGCUCGUCAUUGCAUUGUCCGAUCAGUCCUCUCCUGGGAGGUCAGUUUUUGAUGGAAAUUUCUUCCUGAACAAUGCUAUCGCAGGAGCCAUCGAACUUCCUACAUUAGCCGUUUGUGUAUUUCUACUCAAAUAUGGAAGGAAAAGAUCCCAAAUGAUAACACUCAUGGCAGCUGGAUCAAUCCUCAUGGCAGCCAUGUUGGCUAUGUACAACAAAAGAACGACGAUGGCAUUAGUCUUAAUGUUAUUGGGCAAAGCAUGUAUCCAAGGAGCGUUCAACAUUCUCUAUAUCUUCACAUCAGAACUGAACCCAACAAUCGUGCGGAAUAGUGCUGUAGGCAUUUCCUCUAUGAUCGCUCGAAUGGGCGCUGGUGCCUCCGGAUAUAUCGCAAUUCUCUCUGAUGUUACCCUUGCCAUUGUACCUAUGCUAAUUUUCGCAGUCUUUUCUCUUUGUGCAGGAAUUCUUGUCAUGUUCCUUCCAGAAACUCAAGAUCUGCCUCUGCCCGACACAAUUUGGGAUGCUGUAAGUAUGCUAAAGUCGAAGCAGAAACCUUGUAUUCCAUUCGUCAAUAACACUGGCGAUGCUGAACCUUUGAAAGAGAAGGAAGUCUAUGAACCAGCUCCACAGAGAGACGAAAAAUGA
This is a messenger RNA of Necator americanus (New World hookworm), 2112 nucleotides long. RefSeq lists its product as uncharacterized. The record is from RefSeq and is a predicted model, not a curated record. The coding region runs from base 1 to 2112 and encodes 703 amino acids. Gene Ontology annotation, molecular function: transmembrane transporter activity. Gene Ontology annotation, biological process: transmembrane transport. The transcript is spliced from 19 exons. Gene Ontology annotation, cellular component: membrane. Lineage: Eukaryota; Metazoa; Nematoda; Chromadorea; Rhabditida; Ancylostomatidae.